UUUCUCCCGGUGGCGUGAAACGUCCUUCACACUCGUGGGGCGGGGGAAGUUUGCAUUGAACAGACCCGUGCAGAUCGCGCUCUCCGGGCGCACCGUGACUUUCCCCUCGCUUUGUAUUUCGCUUCCCAGCGCCAUGCGGCUUGUCAUCAGGGGAGCUGCUGGGAACAACGUGUUCUAGAGAGGCGCCUGCUGAAGAAUGUGGAUUUUGCACGGGGGGGAGUUGCAGCUGGUGUCACCCUUCUCCAGAGUUUGCAUGAGUUUGAGAGCUUUCCAAUUGUCCCAUCAUGUAGCCCUGGGGGAAAUUCUGCAGUUGGUGCGUUUGGAGCCUUAGUAAAAUUGUAGAAUUUCUCCAGGACUGAUUCUUGCUCUUCUGGACCUGUGAUAGUAUCCAAAUGUGGAAUUUCCCGUUGAUUUAAAAAGGGGCUCGGCCGCAGGACAGCACGUGUCUUUCGGACGAGCUCGAGAGGCUGCACGCAAGAUGAACCGCGGAGCUCAGCAUACAGGAUGCAAAGGGCCAUCUGUGUGAACCAGGAGGGCCUGAAGAUGUCUGUGUGCAGUCACUUUGUGGAGCACGUUUGGAAACCUGGCUCCUGCAAGAACUGUUUCUGCCCCAAGCGUUCACACCGGCUGCAGGCGUCCCUGGAACCGGAAGCGAGUAACUUGCCCUCACGCAACCUAAAUGGAAUUAGAACCAAAGCGGAGGCUGCACCUCCGGAGGAUGAGUCUGGAGUUGCCUCGCCUUACUCGAAGCCAACGAUUGCCGUGAAGCCAACAAGAAUCAACCCAGAUGUGUCUGACGCAUGGGCGGAUGUGAAUAUGAAUGCAGAUAUCUCGCAGGUCAGCUGGAGAAUGGCGUCUGAAAACCAGCCCCUCGCGAAGCCGGGGGAAGCGCAGCGGACGGGCCUCGACCAUUUCAGCAGCAGUGCUGUGAGGAAACCCUUCCUUCACGCCACACCGAAUGACUGUGUCCCUCCGUGCCGCCAGGGCUGCUCCAGAGGGGGCCUGGAAAGCCGAGGGGAAAGAGCUGUCCCCUUCCGCAGUCUGGCGUUGGAGGGGGGCUGGGAGGACAGAGCUGUGCUUCGGAACAAGGAGAAGUUUGCCUUUCCUCAGAGGGGACUCUGCCAGCCGCCAUCAGCCUUGGCUGACAGCAGCCCUGCUUCCACCCCGGACUCUACCGGCUGGCCACGCCUUGGGCAAGGAGAAGGCACGACGCUGUCGUCGGUGAGCAGCGACGGCCGCAGCUCUCCCGGCACAGAGAGCGAAAGUGGGGAUUACUGUUCAAUUGCACGCUGUAGCAUGGAGAGUCCUGCCCCCUCUCCACAGGGCCGGGUGGCCUGGAGCGACGGCGGGAAGCCAGCCCCGCGGUUCUGGGGGUGGCAGGACGCUGCGGCGAGUCCUCAGGCAAAGGCGAGGGCCGUCCAGCGGUGCGAAGAGGAAGGCAAGCGGUUGGACGUAGACUCUGGUUUUCAAAGGGAACGUUGUUUACGGGACUCUCCUCAAAAGAACGCCCGUCCCCAGCGAAACCCGUUAGCGCUUCUCCCUGGCGCCGCCGCCCUUUCCGACGGCGUGUUGAGCCGCAGUGGGAGCAGCAGCCCGCUCGCUUUGCCUCAGGAGAACGACUACUGUGCUCUUCUUGAGCCAUCGCCUCUCCCCAGAGGCAGCCCCGUGGAAAACGCGAGCGACGUGCCGAGCCCGGCCCCUGCCUCACGACCUGCCCAGCAUGCGCAGCCUGCCCCCGGCGAACCCAUCUAUGCCGAGAGCACCAAGAGGAAAAAGGUGCAGCCCAAUAGUUCCGGUGCGCCGAGCAAGAGAGAGGGCCCGGCACGCAGUCCUCUCAGGGAGCAGGCCUGGAGCCUGUGGAGAGAAGGGCCGCAGGGCCCGAGCAACGGGAGGGAGUACCAGGACCCAGCCACGCAGGUAGCAGCGAAGAUUACCAUUAUGGCAGCGCACACAGAGGAGGAUAACCGGACGAUAUUUCUGAGCAGCCCAGACUCCGCCGUCGGGGUCCAGUGGCCCUGCGCUAGCCCCACCUCUCAUCCAGACUUUGCGAUGCCUUCGCCUUCCUUCGGGCACCGAGAGGGCUCCCAAGCCGGCAGAGAGAUGGGUUCGGGGGAAAGCAGCCCCUGGUUUCACCAGCCAACGCAGACCCAGGGCAUCGCCAAUGAGAGUCCCACUGUUCCCCCAAAGUUGCCCACCAGCAGCCCGUCCGGCAGCGAGGGGGUGCAGGUGCCUUCCGUCAGCUGUCCUGGGACAGAAAUCUGGGGCGGUAACCACCCCAGUGAUGCCAGCACCCAGUUCUCCUCCCAGAACUGCCCCGAACCUGGUCCCUCUGGAGCACCGCCUUCUCUCUGCUCUCCUGCGGAGGAGCCCAGCAGGGGCGCGCCCGGCCCGGCCUAUGAGAGGAGGCAGAAAUACUCGGGUACUGCGUGGAGCAGGCAGUGCCGGAUAGAGGAGGAAGAGGAGGAGGGUCCGGGCUUUUUAACUGGCAUGCAGGCAAGGGAGGCAGAGAACGGAGCAGCUUGUCUCCAGCACGUGGAAGGCUGCUCUGGGCAGGGAAAAAAGCCCGGGAUGAGCAAAUCAGCCUCUUUUGCUUUUGAUUUCCCUAAAGACAGGAGUGAAACUGAGGAAUUUGCACCUCCUCCUCCCCCGCCAAAGAAACAGCCCAGGCACGCUUUGAAAAUGAACAAGAGCAGCUCUGAGCUGGAGAAGGUCAGCAAUGGCUCUGCGGAGAGCCCGCCUUUCCGGGAGAGCCACGUCCGCUUCGUGGCUGGCUCCACAGACAGCCUCAGCUCUGACACCAGGACGGCCAGCGAGGAAGGCUCCACCCAGGACAGGUCUCUGGAUGCGCCUGAGCAGCCGCCGCCUCUGCCACAGAAGAAAACGGUAAGCCGCGCACUCUCGUCGCCCGAUGGCUUUUUCUGGGGCCCUGCCUCUCCGGGCAGAACAGCGAAUCCCUCCAGCCCCAGACUGAACCUCAGUCACUCCGAAAGCAACGUCUGCGUCCGCAGAGACUCCCCGUUCAGCUGCUCCUCUCACGUGGGCGGCAGCCACCCCGCCGCCUCCUCCGAAUCGCUGGAAAAGGCCUGCAAAGGGAACGGCCCGUGGGGUCCAGCGUCCAACCAGAGUGGCCGCGCCCGCCUCCCGAACCGAGCCGGGCAGGCGUUUCCAUCCUCUCCGCUCCUUGCGUCUGGCCCGGUCCCUUCCGUCUCCAGCCUGCAGCUCCACACUCUGCUGCACAAUAUCGACAGCAAGGAGGGGGUGUACGCCAAAUUAGGGGGGCUCUAUGCCGAAUCCCUGCGCCGCCUCGUGGCCAAAUGCGAAGACUGUUUUAUGCGGGAUCAGAAAACCGAGCUGCGUUUCCACGAGAAGAACUGGUCGCUCUUUAAGCUGACGUGCAACAAACCCUGCUGUGUCUCGGGCGAUGCUGUCUAUUACUGCGCCACCUGCGCCAAGGACCCUGCCAGCACCUAUGCCGUGAAGAUUUGCAAAACUCCAGAAUCCAAAGUGUCUGCUUCCUACCACAGCCCCUCUGUGCCGGUUCACUUCAACAUCCAGCAGGACUGUGGGCACUUCGUGGCGUCGGUGCCCUCCAGCAUGUUGCUGUCGGCUGACGUAGCCAACAGCACUCCUCCCUCGGACGGCCCCGGCCUCUCCCGCUCCUCCAGCGAACAGGAUUGCGUUGUCGUCAUCACGCGGGAAGUGCCGCAGCAGACCGCGGCUGACUUCGUGAGGGAGACUGCCGCGUACCAUCAGAGCAAGCCCGAGCUGUACGAGCGGCGGGUGACCUUCCUGCUCCUCCAGCUCUGCCACGGCCUGGAGCAUCUGAAAGACCACAGCAUCAUCCACCGGGACCUGUGUCUGGAGAACUUGCUGCUCGUUCACUGCAAACCUCUCGCCGGCGGCGGGAAAGCCAAAGAGGAAAAGCACUUGCCCAGGCUCAUUGUGAGCAACUUUUUGAAAGCCAAGCAAAAGCCGGGCACCGGGGACUCCAAACUGAAAAAGAACCAGGCCCGGCUGGCCCCGGAGAUCGUCUCUGCCUCUCAGUACAAAAAGUUUGAUGAAUUUCAAACGGGCAUCCUCAUCUACGAGCUUCUCCACCGGCCCAACCCGUUCGAGGUGAGGCCCCAUCUCAGGGAACAGGACUACAGCCGAGAUGACCUCCCCCCACUCCCCUCCCUCUCCAUUUACUCCCGCGGGCUCCAGCAGCUCGCACACUUGUUGUUGGAAGCCGAUCCGAUCAAACGCGUCUGCAUCACGGAGGCCAAGCGGAUGCUGCAGUGUCUGCUCUGGGGUCCCCGGAAAGAUUUAACGGACCAGCCUCGGAACCAUGAAGAAGUGCUCUGUAGUGCUCUCCAGAACUGGAUCGACAUGAAACGGGCCCUGCUGAUGAUGAAGUUUGCAGAGAGGGCGGUGGACACGGAGCGGAGCGUUGAAUUGGAGGAUUGGCUUUGCUGUCAGUAUUUAGCUUCUGCGGACCCUGCUUCCCUCCUCAAUACACUGAAGCUCCUUCAGCUUCUCUGAUCUCAAAAGCAUCGCCAUCCGAAGCAGCAGCAAUAAGGAACGUGAGAGAUUUCCACGGUUGACAUUCACUCAUGAACAAUGGUACAAAUCACUUUCGUGCUUAUAGCAUGUGACUGACUAAGAACCCAGCAGGUGAUCUUUCUCUCCCCACCAAAAAAAAUCUGUAAAUUUCAGGUGGAUUACAUUGCCUUGAAUGCUGUACACUGCAAACAAACAAAAGCGGGUGCCUGCUAUUUUUGGUAUGGUAACUCUGUGGGCAAAUAAAAACUUGUGCACGCGUAUGUUUCUUACAGAG
Pelodiscus sinensis (Chinese soft-shelled turtle) is the source of this 4816-nucleotide messenger RNA. The record is from RefSeq and is a predicted model, not a curated record. Lineage: Eukaryota; Metazoa; Chordata; Testudines; Trionychidae.